AUGUCCGGUGACACCAAGAAGGCUUGGGUAAUGCGCAUGAAUGAUAAGAAGGCUGCAGCCGCGAAGAAGCGUGAUCUGUGGGUGGAGUCUGACGAUGAAGAAAAGGUGACGGAGUGUGUCUGCAUGAGUACAUUCGCUUAUAAGAAUUGCAUCGCCAAACAGUACACUGUCGACAUGAUGGACAAGGAUGCGGUCAUCUUGGCGUUCUCACCUUAUUGCAAGCAUCCCCAUGUGAUGGACCCCGGCAUGGAAUGGGAAGAAUUGUCCGACAAGACCAAGAGGUGGUGCUCCUACCAGCAUUAUCAUAGCAACUUCUUCCGUGCGUCCAAAGGUAAGUGCGUGCCCCUUCCGUGGUGCGUCGAGAAGUACAUCAAGCAGUGCUACGGUGGAGCCAGUGCGCUCUAUACCGGUUUCAAGACGAAAAGACAGAGGGCUGCUGAAAGGUACACCGGCAAGAAAGCGAAGAAGAUCACCAUGGCGGAAGCCAAGAGUGUCAACAAGAAAGCUUUUUCGAAGUCAACAGGAAAAGAAAAUGAGAUUUCUUCCUCUGAUUCGGAGUAGUAUGUGUGAGAGAGUACGCCUGUGCGAGAGUACGCCUGUGCUUCAGUUGACUGUAUCGUGUCAACUUGUUGUUUCGAUAUUGG
Messenger RNA from Seminavis robusta, 644 nucleotides. The record is from the annotation of a GenBank genome assembly. NCBI's taxonomy places the organism in Eukaryota, Bacillariophyta, Bacillariophyceae, Naviculales, Naviculaceae.